AGCGCGAAGUUGUCCUCUUCACACAGCUUCUCUUGGCCUCACUGCAAUACCUGGAAGUAGUAUCAAGCCCUCGAUUCUUGAAUUGGGUUUAUUUUUUCAGCAGCAUCAUCAUCAUAACGUCUUUAAAACCAGCCACCGAGAAUGAAAUCUUCCUUUCUCGCGCUCUUCAGCCUCGUCCCACUCCUCGCCUCCGCUAUUCUCCCCUCCAACGCCGUUCCCCUCCUCCCCUCGCAAGAAAAUGCACUAAUUUCCCUGAAAACCGCGUGGCGCAACUGUCCGGUGACCAAGACAUGGGUGGCGGGCGCCGACUGCUCAAAAUGGUCCGGCAUCAGUUGCGACGAUCGCGGUGUGGUUUUCCAGCUGUACAUCUACGGCGAGAACUCCUGCACCGGCGCGUUGACGGAAUCCGUCGGGAACCUGACGGAGCUGACGUCGAUUACUAUAUCCGACAACUGGCGCAUCUACGGCAGCUUGCCCAAGAGCCUCUCGAAUCUGCAGAAGCUCGAAUCUCUAGCGAUCCGCACGGAUUUCAAUGGAGGCCGAAAUAGCGGCCUUUCCGGGGCCCUGCCAAAUUCCAUCGGGAAUUUCGCCCGCAGCCUGACGAGCCUUAUGCUCCUCGGAACGCGGCUCACGGGGAGCAUUCCGCGUGGGCUUUCGCGGCUGAGUCGCCUCGUGUACUUAAACCUAGACGGAAACCGUCUCACGGGAGAAAUCCCUCGGGAAUUGUCCGGCUUGAGGAAUCUCGUCUCGCUCGAGAUGGGCGGGAAUAGAUUGACGGGAUCGAUUCCACCGACCCUCGCGGAAAUAAAGCGCCUCACGACACUGCAUCUUGAGAAUAAUAGGCUUUCGGGUGCGCUCCCCACGAAAGAAAUACUCGAUAUAAGGAGCCUCGAGGACCUGGAUCUGCGUAAUAAUCGGUUCAUUGCUUCGUCUAUCGCCGCCCUUGCGACCCAUCCGUCUCUGACAGACAUCGACCUUAGUUGGAAUAUUAUUUCGGGCAGUGUUCCUGAGCAGUUCAGGCAGAUGAAGAAGCUUGCGGGUUUGAAAUUGGCUGGAAACAGGCUGAGCGGAACAGUCCCAGUGACUCUACUGCGAAACAUGCCGAAUCUCCAUUACUUAGACCUUUCGUUCAACAGGCUGAGAGGCGAGUUUCCCUGGGCAGCGGCAACUGUAACAUGAAACAGCAACGGAGUGGAGCAGCAUGUAGAAGAUUUUGUGGGAC
Closterium sp. NIES-67 is the source of this 1222-nucleotide messenger RNA. The record is from the annotation of a GenBank genome assembly. Lineage: Eukaryota; Viridiplantae; Streptophyta; Zygnematophyceae; Desmidiales; Closteriaceae.